GUUCCUUUUAUUCCUCAGCUAGUUAAGAAAUGCAGCCUUUGCUAUCUGAGUCAUUGCUCCACAUCCUGCCCGGCUUCUGCACUUCCUCUUUCAAGGCAAAGGCUCCUCAGCACGUUUGAAUCUCAGCACAUUCAGGCAGGAUACUGAGAGAUUCCACACAGGCAUGUCCGGGAGGGAGACCUUGAACCCAUGUCGUCAGCCUUGUGUUUAAACUCCAGAAAAUAUUUCCAGUUCCAGGGUCCUUUCUGGCCUAGAUCCCAAACAGACCGUUCCUUGCAGUGAAAGCAUACAGGUGCACUGUGGCUACAAGGCACUGCUGGACUGAUCACUGAAACCAGCUGGUUUUCCUGGUACCGUAACCCAGCCACCCAGCCACCAGAACUGCUGCCCACUGUAUGAUCACAGAGACAGAAGUAGCAGCUGGAGCGCCUGGUGAAGCUCGCAACGGGGAGGGAUUCCCAAGGGCCAGGAAAGCACAAAAAUGAAACUGGAGACUGGUCUCUGGAUGGUUGCCUGCUUACUGCUUGCAUCUUUACCCAGAGGUCAACCAGACACUACGUGCCAUGCAUUUGUUGGAGAAACUGUCAUUUUGCCUUGCACCACCACCUCUCCCAGAGAGCUGACCCUUUCCAAUUCAAUGCUCUACUGGCAGAUAGACUCUGUCGUGGUACAUUUUUUUCACAAUGGGAAAGAUUCACUGGCGUCCCAGGACAAACGUUACCAUGGCAGAACCAGUCUUUUUGGGGAUCAGGUGAAGCAUGGCAACUUUUCCUUAAAGCUCUCCAACGUCCAAUUACUGGACGCAGCUGAAUAUUCUUGCAUCUACAAACAAACUGGGGAUCAUCCCAGCAAAACACAGAAAUCUAAAAUUAAACUCAUUGUAUCAGCUCCAUCUAGCAUUGAGGAGGUACCUUCCCCUUCUGGAUACAGUCAGAUUUCCUCCAGAAGUUCUGCUGAUGCGCCAUGUCUGGCUGUGCUUCCCCUCUCUUUCUACCUCCUGGUCACACUAGGGGGUUGGCACUUUUAACUGGGGAAACCAACCUUCUCUUUGGGAAGUUCUCCUCGCCAGAGGACCUCACUGGGCGGAACAGCCCUGUAGGGUUAGCAUGACAACUGUUCCAGAGCCACGUGGAAGAAACACUGACAGAUGAAAACAGACCUAGCUCUAGGUGUUUAUGUCUUGCAUUUUGGUGUUCCACAAAACCAAAGGCAGCAAAACCCAGAGGUGGCAAGUCUGUUUUUUUCCAUUUCUUUCUUGGAGCCAUUUUAGUGCUGCCAGCACAAAUACUUCAUUUUGGAUUUUGUGGUUUUGCUUUAACAACAGGAUGAAAGACUCACAAAACUUCAAGGUCAUAUUAUAAUUGACCCUAGUGAGAUCUUUUGCCUAAGAUCUCACCUGCUGUCCUUCAACAGGUGAAGGACAGGAGGUGAAGAAGGGGCAAUUACCUUCUCUGUCAGAUGAAAACUGGAAGUAGGAAGACGUGUGCAUUUUGUGAAAUGCAAGGAUGGAAACCUUGUGAAACUUGAGCCUGCAGAACUUUAGCUUCUGUUUUUACUCUUAAGUGUCAUCAGCUAUCAGUAACAACUUCUUUUCCACUAGAAACGUAGUAUUUUUUCAGCGGAAGUGUGAAGCUGACUGAGAAAGAUGAUGGAAAUCCAUAAAACAUCAACAUAGAGGAAGGAAGUGAUGUAUUAUUACAAAAUACACUUCUAAGUAAGACAGAGGCUUCAGAAGGCUCAAUUCAGUGUUUUCUCUUUUUGUCAUGAAACACAACAAGGUAAAUGUGAUCAUCACACAAAAGGUGGAUUCUUAAGCUAGAACUGCAUGAUAGCUAAUUGUUACUGUGACAAUGUUACUUCUUUAAAAACAGCACCUUUGGAGGAAAAAGAAUUAAAACCAUGUCAGAAUAAUUGUAACUGAUACCUAUGCAAAUUAAACGGGUUUAGUUCUGAAAAUGUUUGAUAGAGGUAGCACAGAUGCCCUGUGUAAAACUAAGAUUGAAAGGAUCCUGUAUACCAAACAUACAGAAGUACGGAACUUUUGUUUCUGGCCAGAGCUGCUGCAGCCACCCUGUUAAAGAACUGAGAAGCCUCUGGAGAACUGUGUCCACAUUGUAUCAUCCAGGCUGGUGAACAGCGGUGGCUGCAACCCACUGCUUCUGGCUGAGCCCUCAAGCAGGGGGAAGUGACUCAUAAAGACACACAUAAAGUCAUUUUGAUUGGGAACAGUUCCACCCUCUUUCCAAAGGAAAGACAGGAUUGUUUUUGCAAGGAUGGGAACAGAAUAAAAUAGAGCUUAAAAUGGUAUCCAUUGAGGUAAAGGAGAUAGUUACCUUUAUUUUUCUUCAUAAAGGGCCUUUUCCCCAUGGUGGGGAAGAGACAAAAUCCUGUGCACAGCCUGUGCUGCUGCUGCAGUGAAGUUCAUUUGGUACUUAACGCUACUCUGGGUACAGAGCAGCUUAGCAGAACAGCUGGGAUCCCACUUCACAGAAAGACUCGAAUGUAAGAAUUGUGCAUACUGGGAUUGUCUUGUGUCCUGCCCUCCAAAUAUUUGUCUCAAAUUCCAUGUAUUUUUUUCAAAACAAAAGUUGAUAAAAAAUAAAAACCUAAAAAAAAAUCCAAAGCCCACCCUGAUGAGAACAAUCA
Molecule: messenger RNA, 2646 nt
Organism: Falco peregrinus (peregrine falcon)
Lineage: Eukaryota; Metazoa; Chordata; Aves; Falconiformes; Falconidae
Product: myelin-oligodendrocyte glycoprotein-like
Exons: 8
Coding region: 482-1027 (181 amino acids)
Biological process (GO): cell surface receptor signaling pathway; T cell costimulation; positive regulation of T cell proliferation
Cellular component (GO): external side of plasma membrane
Source: RefSeq, a predicted model, not a curated record